CGAAUGGCGGAAGUGGGCUCGGAAUGCACGAUACACAAUUGGAGUGUUUAUCAUCAGAUUUUGAGUUGCAAAUCGUUUCUGCAGCAAUUUCUUCGCGGUUUCUGAGCAAUCUCGAGGAUCUGUUUUAAAUUUCUGACGAUAAUCGGUCUGUUUCAAAUAAAUUUCUUGAUUUAAAAGUCGUUUUACGCCUUAAAUUUUGAAAAUGUGACGCUAAAUUCGUCGCUGUGAAAAAAAUCUCCGAAUACCACCCGCGUUCACUACACACAACCACGUUUCUGCCUUGGAUGUAUCACAUUUGAUUUUCUAACAUGGAGAAGCCCGAUCCUCUGAAGUCAAAAACUAGUGAGCACCAUUUUGGCGAAGCUCAUUUUGAGAAAAGUCUCAGCAACUUGAAAAACACCCAAGAAAGUAUUUCACAGCUCUCUAGCUGGUGUUUACAACACAAGCAGCAUCACAAAAAGAUCGUCAACUGCUGGUUCAAAGUAAUGAAAAAAGCAAAAAUGGAGAACAGGUUGAUCCUGUUUUACUUGGCUAACGAUGUGAUCCAGUACAGCAAGAAGAAAAAUUACGAUUUCGUUAAUACUUGGGCACUCUUUUUGCAACGAGCAGUCACCCUUGUUAGGGAUGACAAAGUAAAAACCAACAUUACACGCAUAUUUAGGAUAUGGGGUGAAAGAGGCAUUUACGAUGAGGCUUUCAUAGCUGACUUGAACGGGCUUCUGGAUUGUCAGAAAGGGGUGUCUUCUGACACAGCAAAGCUUGUGGCCGAGUUUCAGCCCCUGAGGCUUGUGGAUAAGAUUAGAGGGUGCAAAAUUUUAGAAGAUGAUACAGACUUGAAGCUAAAGCACAUCAAAGAAUAUCCUUUGGACCUGACAAAUGCUGACACCUUGCGAUCAAGUCUCAAAGAUCGCAGACAUGGUGCUGAUUUGGUGUCUGAGGUGGAUCAAGGAAUGUCUAAAAUCCAAAGCUAUGUUACCUCUUUAAAGGAGGAGAUAAUGGAGAGAGCCAAGCUAAUCGAGCUUUUGGAGCAAGGAGAAGUCUUUUAUGAGCACCAAAAGGGAGAAGCAAAAAUUGUCGUCACUGCUUACAAGAAUUUUGGCAUAAAAGUAAAGAAGCUAAAGAAACAUGCAGAUGAACUCUUGCCAAGCUUAGCCAGUCCAGUCCCUUCGCCAGACAUUAAUGCUCCUUCGCCAUCAGGAUCUGAUGAUUUGCAGCUGCCUGAUCCUCCGGGAUCAAGUAAUUACAAUGAAGUUUCUGAGCAAGUAGCAGCACAAACUGCUUACAACCCUAAUGUAUUUGGCCCCAGUGGAUCUGACAUGAGAAUGGGUAGCUUUAUUGGUUCAAAUAUUUCCUUUGACUUUCAGUCUUUUAGAGAGCCUCCGCCAACUAUGCCUCCAUUGGAUAAUGGCAUCCCUAACAAUCAAAUAGAAGUGAUAGGAGGCAAAAGCACAAACCCUAAAAAGCCUGAUGAAGGCUUCAUCAUUGAUGAGUUCCUCAAGUCCUUAAAUCCAGCUCCAGCACCGCCAAUGCAACCACCGCGACAAAUGAACUUGCAGCCCCCUCUUCCUCCAAUGCCUCAACAUCUCGCCGCACCACUACUGAAUAAUUUCAGUGCACCACCUCCACCACCGCCUCCUGAGCCACCUAGACAAAGGGGCUUCCAUCAUUCGAAUGAGCCUCCAGAGUGGAAAAAUUUCAAUGAUUGGAAAGGGCCACGUAACCCUUGGAAUAAUAGUCACGAUAUUGAAUGGUCUGCUCCAGAAAAGAAAAUGAAAUUUGAAGAUGGACCACAUUCACCUCCGAUGUUUGAAAAGGAAGGUUUUAACCAACCAGUGCAGUACGACGAUAGGACGGGAGUUGUACCGGAGGAUGUAGACCACAGAGGGGCGAGACUGAAAAAAGAUAUAGACCACCGAAACCUCAUAAGUUUGACUGGGCCUCUAAAUGCUGCUCUGAAAUCAAACAGGAAGAGCAUUGACGACUCUGACAUGCGCAGCAUUCCGCCUCUGCUGAGCAAAAAAUUCGAACCACCCCUAGGAGUACUAAUGAAAGAAAUGCGCCGAGAUUUGAACAUGGAGAGCGUAGAUAUGGACCUUAGUGAUGAAGACGGUGAUCCGUUUAAGAAAAAAAGGAAUGGCUCUGGUGGACCAAAGGCACCAUUGCUGCCUACUCCUGCAGCUGACGAGGAAGAUUCGGAGUGGAAUCCUCCUCCUCCUGGCGCUGAAGAAGACAUGAGCUUCCAGUCGCAGCCCGUUUUUGAAGAAAUGAAGCCGCACAUUCAAGGCCCAAGAGGACCGAUGCAUUUGGCUGAGCCCUUCAAUGGUCCGCCAAAUGAUAUGUUCACAAGCGACCAUUUUGGAGACAUGAUGAACGACCAAUUUGGAGGUCCUCCAGUAGGCUUUGGAGGACCGAUGGGCCCAGUCUCAGGUCCUCCCCCAAGUGGACCUUUCAGACCAAGAGGCAAUUAUGGAAAAUAUAACCCAGGCUACACGCCAGGUUUUACAAACAGAGGUGGUGGAAAUGGAAGCAUGGGAACACCACCCAUGCUUCGUGGUGCACCCCCCAGGUUCCGAGGACCCAGUCCAAUGAGACCGUUCCGAGGUGGAAGGGGACGAGCUAGUUUUGCCAGAUGGUGAUGGAGUUGCGUGAAUGUUUUAUUGUAUAGCUUUGCAUUAUCAGACUCAAAACUUCAAACGAUAAAUCGCAUUAAAAUUAAGAAUGCUUGUUGUUUCUUAGCUUUGUUAUUAUUGAUCUUACAAACAAAUUGUAAACACUUGCAAACUUUUCGGAUUUUAUUACUUAUUUUUUAGUCUGGACAAGAUGGUUUUUCGGGGCUGCUCAAAUUUUGUUCCUUAGGUUGAUAUAAUAUUCAAAUAUCCCUGGUAAGCCUCUGAAAUAUUUUAGUCAUAUUCUAGACUUUGAACUGAAAUCAUCUAACAUUUGUAAAACUAUUUUAUGAAAAAUCCUGCAGUGUAUUUCAACAGUCAUCCUUGUGAUUCUAUAAAAAAUAUUGCAACCACCCAUUCGCAACUCACUGGCGUGCCAUACUAAAGGAAAAAAGUGUCCGUCACAGUGGAUGACAGGAGAGAUCCGCUCUUUUUGGUGGUUCAUAAUUUUAAUGGCUUCUUAGUUGAUUCAGCUCAUUGUUUAGGCAGGUUGAUAACAAAAGUAUGCAGGCACACAUGUGUAUAUCCCUAUGCAUAAUUUCAUCUCAAAAAACUUACCAUCAAUGUAAAAUAAAACUAUACCAAGACAUGA
This is a messenger RNA of Neocloeon triangulifer, 3258 nucleotides long. Its product is annotated as regulation of nuclear pre-mRNA domain-containing protein 2. NCBI's taxonomy places the organism in Eukaryota, Metazoa, Arthropoda, Insecta, Ephemeroptera, Baetidae. Gene Ontology annotation, molecular function: RNA polymerase II complex binding. Gene Ontology annotation, biological process: mRNA 3'-end processing. The record is from RefSeq and is a predicted model, not a curated record. The coding region runs from base 309 to 2636 and encodes 775 amino acids. Gene Ontology annotation, cellular component: RNA polymerase II, holoenzyme. The transcript has 11 exons.